Stereum hirsutum FP-91666 SS1 is the source of this 1602-nucleotide messenger RNA. RefSeq names its product heme peroxidase (gene CCP-APX). Gene Ontology annotation, molecular function: peroxidase activity; heme binding. The record is from RefSeq and is a predicted model, not a curated record. The coding region runs from base 1 to 1602 and encodes 533 amino acids. Gene Ontology annotation, biological process: hydrogen peroxide catabolic process; cellular response to oxidative stress; response to reactive oxygen species. The transcript has 9 exons. Lineage: Eukaryota; Fungi; Basidiomycota; Agaricomycetes; Russulales; Stereaceae.
AUGUCCUUCAUUGCCCUGACCCUCCUCACUGCUGCUUCUCUCGUAUCGACGUGCUCUGCAGAGACAGUCCUCACUUGGCCUUCCCCGCUCUAUGACUCGCUGGAGCACCUCUUGGUUGAUACGAGCGGCGCCAACGACGCAGGAUUCAAAGCUGCUAUAACUCCCUGUACGAACUAUGUCAGUGGCAGCCAGUUAUUGGGAAGAGAGACUGCUGCUCAAUGGAUAAGGGUGGCAUUUCAUGAUUUCGCGACGGCAGAUGUGGAGAAGGGGACCGGUGGGAUCGAUGCCUCCAUUGGCUUCGAAACUUUGCGUCCGGAGAAUAGCGGCUCUGCUAUGAACGACUCCCUUGCCUUCUUUGCACCUUAUGUGAAUGCGCAUACAUCGAUGUCAGACCUCAUAGCUCUCAGUGUCGUGAUGGCAGUCGGUGCCUGCAGCGGUCCCCAAAUCCCACUUCGAGGCGGGCGCAUCGAUGCUACAGAGGGUGGUGAAUUCGGAGUCCCCGAGCCAGAGUCGAGCAUCGAGGACACUCUGAGUCGUCUUCAACUGGCCGGGUUUGAUCAAAGUGACUCUAUUGCGUUGACCGCGUGUGGGCAUACGAUGGGUUCGGUCCAUAAUGGCGGUUUUCCGCAAGUCGUUCCUCCGAGCGCGAUAACACCGAACAAUACUGGAGGUGGUGUCCAUUUUGACGCCACACCUGCAGCUUUUGAUAUAAACGUAGUCAAUGAGUAUCUUACCUGGACAGGCCAGCGAGGUGGACCUCUCGUUACCACAGACAACGUAACAGUCCGCUCCGACCUACGCCUCUACACAUCAGACAACAACGCCACCAUGAAAACCCUAUCACAGUCCUCAGGAUAUUUCCGGAAUGCCUGCACCGACGUGUUCGAACGGAUGAUCAAUACCGUUCCGGCCGAAGUCAACCUGAGCGAAGUGAUAUCGCCAUUAUCUAUCAAACCUGUGAAUGUUACGGUGGAAGUGCUGUGGAACGGGACGAUGUCGAUAUCCGGAUUCAUCCGCCUUUUGAUCACAGAUAGCAGUGAACCACUCAACACCAUCACCAUAUCUUUCGCUUCACGAAACACGAGUGGAACCGGCGUCCAUCCGAUCGAAGCGGCUUACAGUGGCCCACAAGACAUAGGAUCCAGCAUUUUUGGGACGACAUACUACUAUUCGUUUAACACCUAUUUUGACUCGUUCACUGGAAUUUCCACCUUCGGCACAAGUGCCAACUCGGUCACCGCACAGUACGCUGUGGACGACACCGUGCUUUGGCUCCCUCACUUCUCGUCCUUGGGCACCGAGGUUGACUCCAUUGGGAAGGUGGCCGUAAAUAUCACCGCUGCAGUAUUGACUUCAUGGGCCGCGGACAGCGUCGAAGCGAUCUUCUCAGCUCCGACUCCUCAACCGGGCACACUUUCUCCGCGUAUCGAAACAUCAUACCUCCCCCUGCAACUUAUAGGAACGGCUGGAGAGUACAGUGUGUACUCUGGUUUGACGCAGUUAGAUUCGUCUACCUCCAACAGGACAACGGUUGACAUUGUGGCAAAGGGGAAGCAGGGGACUGUUGUCAACGAGUUCAGAAAAUUAGCUGGUCUUUCAUGA